AUGGUGAACCGCAGUGUCGAAAGAACAACGGAAGCCGGCGUUUGAUGCCCCAAGAGCAGCAGCUGAACAGCACAGAAUAGAACAGGCCCUCCACGAGGACUAGCCUCGACCGACGACAGUAUAUAGUGUUGGAGAAGAUCACCUGACGGAGCGCGGUUGUUGGUGAGGAACGUUUGAAGCCCAGGAUUUGAAUCAGUGCAACUCGCGGAUCGGCAUUCCAGCAGGUGCCAACAAAAGUGACUUGGUGUGGUUAUUUUAGAGAGAAGUGCGAAACGCGGCUGCUUCCGGUCAAUUGAAGAUAGUUCCGAAACUGUGUCAAUUGAAAAUCCGUUUCAGUGCGUAAGCGUUCGUUGGCUGUGUUUAAAUUUCGCCACUAAAAUAGGAAUCAUCGGCUUUUUGAAGAGAUAGAUAGAUCAUCGCCAUUUCUCUGUCACCUCAACCGGAAUAAGCACUGCACCAUCACUGUAUCCACAUAUCCAUCCACCCACUGAAGACCACCGCCAUCAGGACCACAGAGCUAUGAAACUAAUUGCGCGCAGUCAUCGUCAUCCCGCCACGGCCAUCUACAGCGCCUCUUCGCUAAUCCUUCUCGUCAGUGCGGUGCUGGUGAUGAGUUCCAUGGUGUGCUGCAGUGCCGAUCCAUCGCCACUAGAGGCCAACAGCCUGUUCGGAGUGGACGAGAAGAGUGAGUAUAGAGAUGUGAACGACAAGCGGCCGUUCUUUGUCGGCAGUCGAUAUGGCCGGUCGCACGUGUAUGGUGGGAAAGAUCUCCGCCAGGUGAACGUCGUUCCCCGGAACGACCGCUUCUUUCUGGGAUCCCGCUACGGGAAACGCUCCGACACGCUUACGAAAGAAAUCGAAACCGACAACAACAACGGAGCCGAACUGACCUAUCUGGCCUGUCUACACACGGGUGUCUCCAACCUGUACCGAUGCUAUGGAAAGGAACGCGAACAGCAAUAUAGCGAUGAUCUGGACUCUUCGAGCCCCUAAGACGAGUGGAGUUACUAAAGCCAGAAGUCCCCUCCCGUCAUUCCGAUUGCCAACAUCAACUACCAUCACGCUGCUACACAGAAAUUAAUACGACGUUAAUAGACACACCUUUCCAAUUGAAGUCAGAGCUAAACAUUAGCCACUGAAAUGGCUCCGCUUGCUGAAUAGAGAUUUAAAGAACGCUUGAAGUUUAACUGUGACCUAUUGUUGGGUUCAAGAUAUCAGUUCAACUUCAAGCUUCGAUCGAGGCUGGGUGAUUUCUGUUCAGCGAUCUGAGAGCUGAGUAGGCUGUGGCAUUCAGUAUUUUUGCUUUGGAUCAUUAAUUUGUUACAAAAAAAAUGUUAAACCACUACGUCAUAGAUCCAAAAUGAGGAAACACGCACUGACUGUCGUUUAAGGUCUAUUCAUUACCCUUUUAAAAGUUAAUAUUUAUGUACUAGAUAUUUUUGAAAAUUGUUGCAAAUAAAUGGAAAACAAACAAGCAAAUCAACUGUCAAAGACUUUACAUUGUACUGUUAUCGAAAUCAUUGUGAUUGUACAGCCAAUCUAUAAGUAUACACAAUUAUAAAUUAAAAACAACGUAUAUGCUUUCAAAGGUAAAAUGGGCCCCCAUUCACAAUCACAACAUUGAAUAGCUCAAAUGUAUAUUUACUUCAAAUGUUUUAAAACUAUACGGCAAAGCAAAUCCUAACCUAAAGCUGCACUGUUCUUGCAAGAGGUGAAUACAAGCGAAAAGUCAAAGAGCGAGAAAACUGUUAUGUAAAUAAAUUACACUUGCUAGUGUCAUACAAACUCAA
Molecule: messenger RNA, 1790 nt
Organism: Aedes albopictus (Asian tiger mosquito)
Lineage: Eukaryota; Metazoa; Arthropoda; Insecta; Diptera; Culicidae
Product: RYamide neuropeptides
Exons: 4
Coding region: 520-993 (157 amino acids)
Source: RefSeq, a predicted model, not a curated record